Messenger RNA from Mercenaria mercenaria, 4836 nucleotides. RefSeq lists its product as uncharacterized. Bases 24 to 1538 code for a protein of 504 amino acids. The record is from RefSeq and is a predicted model, not a curated record. NCBI's taxonomy places the organism in Eukaryota, Metazoa, Mollusca, Bivalvia, Venerida, Veneridae. The transcript has 2 exons.
GACAAUGGAUUAACUGUAUAAAAAUGGAAGAUGCCACUAACAGAAGAAGGGAAGCACACCGAUUGCUCAAUAUGAGAAUAUUACCCGAUCAGUCUGAACUUGAGUCGGCUUGCUGCGCAUUCGGGAGGCGUUCCGAAAUAUGUUUAACUAUCUGCGAUACAAUAUCCGAGUAUAUCAAAACACAGUCGACUGAGAUUGCUGACGUAUGGGCCGCAUACAAAUGCAUCGAUUACAAGAAAAAUAACAAAAUUAAUAUUGUUUUUGUUGUCAUUACAAGGAAUAGCAAUGUUGGCGUCAACAUAAAUCACUAUAACAUUUAUGAAAGGAACACUAAAGUUUACAACGAAGAAAGUAGAAUAGUCUUGGCAGAAGUGGAAAACGGUCAGCAGAACGAUGAUAAAUUUACGGAAGAAGAAGUGGAGGCAUUAGAAAAUUGCAUUUCCGAAAACGCAGACACGUUAAUGGACAAUCACAAAAAUUUAAAUAUCAUAUCCCCAAGUAUGAAAAAAUCUAUAGCUUUUGGCACAAAAGAUGCUAUGAUACACGAUAAGUUAUGUAUUGCUUUGUAUGUUCAUAUCAAGGGUUUAAUACCUGUUGCAGAACUUCCCUUUCCAUCUGACAUUUGCGGCUAUCCGACUGAUGUUUUAGAAGAUGGUUUUACACAAUUUGGUGGUGGACCAUUGGAUUUUCAUCAGAAAUUAAAGAUGGGAUUAGCAAUUCAUGCUAAUGUUAAAAACAACAACGGAGAACUACUUGUAGGAACACUUGAAGGAUUUCUUGACCAUCCAUCAUUUGGUCUUUGUGGUUUAACAUGUGCACAUGUUGUUGUCUCUGGCGAUGAAAUGGAGAAAAUUAAAAACUUAGGAUGCAUAAGCUUAAUGGAAAAUGAUAAACAAGUGUUCCAACCUGUUGAUCAUAGAGCACUAUCAUUUGGACGAGUAGUUUCUGCUGUUUACACCGAAGGUGGUAACGGUAGGAUUGGAAUGGAAGUCGCCCUUUUCGAGAUAUUCGAUAGACAUCCAGUAGAUGGUUCUUUUCCUACAUCCAAAAACUACCGUGACAUAGGAUUUGACGACAGUAACCCUAUGGUUUUCGGUACAGGAAAGGUGUGUAAAAGGUCAAAUAUACGAAAACGGUCUGAGGUCUAUAAAUACGGAAUAAGUACUGAAGUCACAAGAGGGAGUCUUGGAUUACUUGGAUCUGUAGUCAGAACAACGGAAAUGUCUGGUCGUUCGGAAGCGCUUGAAUAUCGUCUCCACAACCAAAUUCCAGUGCUGAGGAUAGAUGGGAAGGAUUUUGCUUUGCCAGGGGAUUCAGGGGCACUUGUUUUCUUUGAUGAUAACUUUGGAGAUUCCGUAGCUAUAGGUGUCGUUGAAGGAGGUCAAAACAACGGCAUAGUGUUUGUUACACCUUUGUAUGAUAUUCUAAGUGCUUUGGACUGCCCUCCUACAAUGAAGAGGUUUAUCCCGCUCAAUUCAGUUUCAACGGACUCAGGGAUGUUUAUGGAAUGUGAUGACACAGAGUACAUGGAUAUGUGAAAACUAUCUUUUAAAACAAAAUCAAUGUAUCGUUUCAGCCAAAUAGAUGUAAUAUAAUACACGGAAAGCCCGAGCGGGGCCUUAGGCCCCGCGAGGGCUAGAAGCACCUUUAGAUAACAUGUAUUACGUAUGUGAAAUAUAUGAAAUAGUAUUUAAAACAAAUGGGAUAAAUAUUUCCAAUACCAUGCAAAUUGAAUUUCAUCUCCAGUUGACAUCGGGGCCGACAUUUUGAAAGUCUUUAUUAUUUAGGCGCUUAUUGGUCAAAGUUAUGCGCAAUGGCUCAUUGAGCCUGACCGGAAAUGAUGACUUUUGGAAAAUUUAAUUACGGCUAUAUUUACGACCAACAAAAUGUGUAUAUUUAUCUUUAUCUAAUUAUUUAGAAGGAAAAAAUACGAUCACAAAUUCGAUAAAUUUGCGAGGAAUUUGUACGCCCUAACUGGAAGCUUUUGUCAGAUUCUUGUUUUUCUAGGAACUGAUGAAUUAGCAUAAUAAACUUAAUGUUUUUUUUUAGUAUUGUAGUUUAGACAUGGAUUGUGCUCAUUUUUGAAUUUUUGUUUUGCUGGUUGAGUAAAUGAAUAACGGUGACUAUCAGAAACCGAUGUUAAAAUGCCUCGAAUCCAAGAGAGAGUUAAUUAAGAAAUAAUAUAUCUCAUCCAGUGAUUUGUCGUUGAAUAAAUCAUUGUUUGGAGUUCAGAUGCGGAGGAAUUAUAUCACGAGGGCGCAGCCCGAGUGAUAUAAUAAUACGCAUCUGAACGACAAACAAUGAUUUAUUCAAGAGCAAAUCACUAAAUGAGAUAUAUUAUUUCGAUUCUAACACGUUACUAAGGAUUUAAGUACAUCCUUGAUUUGCCCGUUUUCGAUCGGUUUCUUUUCCAGCGCGUCGCUUUGCCGUUUGACGCCAUGACGUAAUAAUUGUGACGUCAGAACAGUGAUUUCUUGUAUAAUAAUUCACUGUUUUCUGCCUUCUUUGUUUAAUAGGAAAAUGAAUCGGUUCGUGUUAGAAUCAGAAAUAGAGUUUAAAAAACGAACUUGACAAGUUUAUGUGUAUCAACAGUACUAUGCAUUAGGUUUAAAGUACUACAUACAGUGUAUUCAGAUAAACAUAGUAUAAAUGUGACAGGCUCCUUUAUUAACAAUUAACUGUAACUACAUAACAUUUGAUUAUGAAUAAAGCUCUAUAUGCGAACUUAAUCUAAUAUUUAGUAAAGUAAAUAACAUUGGAUUAAGAUUUUAUACAUUUGAAGUAAAGAUAGUAUUAAGUAUAAGUUUAAACUCAAUUUUGAUUAAAGCUUUAAGUUAAUAAUAAUUCUGUGGGUAGCCCCCUGGACAAAACAUACACUGGUAGCAUGAGGGUUGUUGCACAUUUCAUUACCUUCCCUGAACAACUAAAUUAAACUGCGUCUGCUAUCGCUGUGGUUGCACAUAGUCUAGACUUAUUCAAAUUAUUUUACUGUUUUAUCCACCAAAUUUAUACAUAACACAGUUUUUCAUGAACUGCAUCUUUAUUUAGCUUUUUAACGGGCUUUCCGCGUCAUAGGUGGCAAGUAAUUUCAUAUUAAAAAGUUUACAAUUAUCGACAGUUCAAUUGAAAUUUUUCUUAAAUUGUUCAAUUGCCAUAAGUGUAUCAAUUCGAUUACGAAAUAUCGUCAACCAUUUUAUUAAGUGUAAUUGUUGAAAACGUAAACACCUUAUCGGAAAUAUUUGCGGUAUUUGUAUAUAUCGACGCCCCAUAAUUAGAAGGGCUUAAGUGCUAGUUAUGCCCUUUAUGAAUUAUACAUUUUUUGAAAGUACAUACCAAGGGGCAUAGUUCUAUUAGAAAAUUAGAAAAUUAGAAAGUUUUUCAGAAUCAUAGUAAUAGAAGGGCGUAUCUGCACUUAAAUGUUGUACUAGAAGGGUCGACUUACGCCCUUAAAAUUAGAAAGCGUAUCUGUCAUAAAUAGUUGUUUCUUUUUUUUUUUUUUCGUUUUGCCGAAAACUAUGAUUUUCCACUUACGUCCUUCUAAUUCUGAGGCGUCGGUAUAUCUCUAUAUAUUUUUCAAUACAUAAUUAUGGCUAUCUCACAUGUCACAGGAAUAUUUUCUUCACCGCAAUAGAAUAUUUAAACUGUUACUUGUAGUCACUAAACUAAAUAGGCUGUAAUUCAUUAGGGUUUCCAAACAGAUGUUUCAUUUCAUAAACAAAAUGUUAAAAGAAUUCAAAACGAGGUAAACAUAAUGCUUUAUAUGUAAACGCCAUUAGAGCAGGCUCUUCGAUAAGUCCUAUCAGUCAGACUAAAUAUCAUCAUAUAUGUACGUGCAGCUGUUUUUAAAUUGUAAUUGUAUCUAAUGUUUUUUUUUUUUUUUUGUUUUUUUUUUUUUUUUGUUUGUUUGUUGUUUUUUGUUGUUGUUGUUUUUUUUUGUUUUGUUUUUUUGUUUUGUUUUUUUAGUGUUUGGUAUACAGUAGGUAAAUUAUAAACUUGCAGCUUGAUGGAAUAAACUAUCUGUUAUACAAAGGGGAAGGAAUUUAAGCAUGUGAAUUACUGACAAACGUUUAAAGUGUACUAUUAUUUUGCACCAUUUUUACACGUUACUUUGUCCGAAAAUCGGAAAAUCUUAAGUGUUCAUUACAUAUGAUUAGAUAUGACUUAAUGGAAACUGUGACUGAAAUGUUUGUUUCUGAACUAAUAUGGAAAGUGAAAACCACGACUUUGUCCGUCUUUAGAGCUUUUAUCUUACACGUGUGUAACAUAUUUCUAUUUUUCGCUAAUUCAAUACAAGCAUCUCUGAAAAUCUGAAUAUAUCACCACUAAAGAAAGAGCAGAGGUCAAUUCUUUUAAGUAUUAGUUUAGUCAUAUGAUCAUCAAACAUGCCGUGCUGGUUCACUGUGUGAAGUGUAGUAAAUUUAUUCAAUUCAUAAUGCUGUUUUUAAGUUUUCCUUAGAUAUUGAAAAAAAAAACAGUUCUUUGAUGAACCUUGUAAGAUUGAUUUUUUUUUUGAUAUUAAAAUGAUUUUAAUCAAUGGAAAAUCGACGGUCUCAAAAUAAUACUAUUCAUUACUAGUGGUGUAUUGGGAUAAGGCAUUGUAAUUCCUCUGCUUUAUGACAUAUAUCUUAUUCAAAGUGUAUUUCACUUUUUCAAAAGUGCAUGGCAUUGUUUCACUUUCAUUGUAUUUCUCCUGUGUGUUGUAGCCUGAUUUUACACAGCUUCUAUCUUGUCUGGUGUUUAUUACAUUACUUGUAAUAAAAAGAUUUGUAUCAACAUUUCCAAUCGGAUUUCGGUUAAUGCAUUAAUAAAACUUCUAAUAAAACCAGAUAGACAACG